Owenia fusiformis is the source of this 2048-nucleotide messenger RNA. NCBI's taxonomy places the organism in Eukaryota, Metazoa, Annelida, Polychaeta, Sabellida, Oweniidae. The record is from the annotation of a GenBank genome assembly.
CGCCGCCAUCUUGGAAUCGAGGUUGAGAGUUUGAUUUCGAGUUAUUGGUGCAAAACUUGCAGAAACAUGUCGGAGGAAGAAACUACAUCACUUCAAAAUAUGGAGUUUGGUUCUAUGGAUGAAACUGGACCCCCUAGAGAAGGAAGCUCUACGAUGACUGAGGCACUUGAUGAUAAAGGGAAUACUCUAACAGGAGUGACAAUUCUAUUGGAUGAUGGAACUGAGCUGACUGGAGACAUGGGGUCAUGUGCAGGGGUCAUAGGGCAACCAGUGACAAUAGAAUCUGAAGAAACAAGCCAAACACAGAGUGAAAACCAAACAUUGCAAAGUCUACUGGCGCGCAGCUCUAAUGUGAUAGCAGUUAACCAGGAGGCAGGAGGUCUUGACCAGUUGGAAUACCAGAUCAUCACUGUUCCAAGCUCUGAGCUCCUUACUGCAGAUGGAGGGAAGGUGUGGCAGGUAUUGGCCAAUAACGGUUCAACAGAGGGAGCCACUAUAGUUGCACUAAGUCAAGAUGGCACUCAGAAAUUACAAACAGAUGAUAAGAUUCGGAGUGUAACUGUUGACAGUAGUCAGUUCAUGCCCCCUCCUGCAAUACCACAGUCCUUACCCCCUAACUGUCCCCCCUGGGCCACAAGGCUACGUGAUUGUGAGGCAAUUGGAGAUUCAUAUAGAGGAUGGGUGGAGAGUGAGGUAGAACUGGACUUACUGUUGACUUACCACAAACAGCAAACAAUGAGCUUCUGGGGCACCAGGCAGUCUCCUAGCCCAGCUAAGCCUUCUACCCGUCUCAUGUGGAAGUCUCAAUAUGUACCCUUUGAUGGUGUACCAUUCAUUAAUGCUGGUAGCAGAGCAGUAGUAAUGGAAUGUCAGUUUGGACCCAGGCGGAAGGGGGUGCAAGCAAAAAAACUUGGAUGUACCAUUAUUAGGGAUGGUUUCAAGAAAACCUGUCCAGCAAGAAUAUAUAUUAAAAAGGCACGUAAGUUUCCUGAAUUUGCUGUUAACAUCAACAUUGACAAGAAAGCAUUGAAGUAUGCAAUGGACAAAGCAUUCAUGGAGUUGAAACAGAAUGGUAUAACUGAAAGCAUGGGAGAAGAUAGGUUCUAUGUACAGCUGCCAACUGAGAAGGCCCAUGAUUACCAUUCUAACAAAGUAUCGGAGGAACCAGUUGAAGAGGAAGAACCAAGUAACAGAAUCAACCCUAAGGUUCUUGAGAAAUUGAGGGAAAUGGUGGCAGCGGGGGAAACAAGACUAUAUGCCAUAAGAAAACAAUUAAGGCGAUAUGUUGACAGAGACCUUUAUGAUGGCAGUGGGGAGGUGUAUGAAAAACACAAUCUCUCCUAUUAUCCCUCUGUGAAUGAUUUGCAGAAUCACAUACACCAGGCCCUGAAAGACAUAGAGACUGGGAAGCUUCCAGUAACUGCUCAAACUGUAAAUGUAGAAGUUGUAACUGGAGGACCAAUAAUAGAUGGCGCUAAUGGUCAAGACAUUGCGGCAAUGUGGCAGCCUGAUAUGACGCAACCUCAUGCUGAGACUGUCACUGUCACGCUUACUCAAACACCCGGAGAAGAUGGUCAACAUACAAUUUCCAGAGUCGAGACGCACUUGAGUGAUGGAACCACUCAAAUCACCAACCAACUGACCCCAGAGACAGCUCAACUACUGUCAAGGCUGCAUCCCAACAUGUUCCCCAACACAAGCCAGGAAGGGGAUACGAAUAGUUUAACCCAACCGCAGAUACAACUUCAAAUGGCCAAUAUGGAAUCCCAGCAGGUGGCGCUGGAAGCAGAGCAAUUAAUCGCGGAGGAGAGUAUAUUAAAACCAGAUAGUGAUUCUCAAAAUGACAAUAUUAUUUCUCAACCACACACAGAGACAGUUAUACACCAGUCAGAAAAUGAAGCCUUGCUAAUCCAAAAUGAAAAUGAUGUGAAAUUAGUUGUUUCAACCGAUGUUACAAGCUCAGAGACUGGACUUUUAAUGCAUGUGGAAUCUGAAGAACCAGAAGAGCAUCAAGUGACUUUAUCAUUAGGGACAAUUUAGUUUACAGA